CUAGGGCUGUACUGAGUGAAAACGAUAAUCUGAUCUGUGGCUUCUAAUGACUGAAGGAUCCCUGAAGGUGAACAGAGUUGUGGAGAUGGGAGGGCCAGAGGCCACCCUUUGUGAUUUCCUUAUGAUUUUACUAGUCAUUGGCGCUUCCUCUUCUGAUCCACUUUUUUUUUUUUCUUUUUUAUCAGUGUGCUUACUUGUUCAAUAAAACAUGUAGAUCCUGAAGUAUGCCAGGCCCCGUUCUAGACACUAGUAGUACAAAGAUGGAUAGUCUCUUACCCUGGAAAUGUUUGCCAACUCUUCCUAGGGGGAAGACAAGUAAUAACGAUCUGGCCAAUGUGUUGCCCAUUUAUCGUUAACUUUAUGUAUAUUAUGCAUAUUACCUCAUGUCAUCCUCAAACUUCAUGAGAUGUUAGACUGCCAGACAAAUUUCUUUCUGUUUUCUUUUUUUGAGACAGGGUCUCACUCUGUCGCCCUGGCUGGAGUACAGUGGCACGAUCUCAGCUCACUGCAGCCUCCGCCUCCCGGGUUCAGUCAAUUCUCCUGCCUCAGCCUCCUGAGUAGCUGGGACUACAGGCAUGCGCCACCACACCCGGAUCCAAAAAUAAAUGACGCUACGCAAGAACCAGUUAACUGUACAAACUACACAGCUCAUGUUUCCUGUUUUCCAGCACCCAACAUAACUUGUAAGGAUUCCAGUGGCAAUGAAACACAUUUUACUGGGAACGAAGUUGGUUUUUUCAAGCCCAUAUCUUGCCGAAAUGUAAAUGGCUAUUCCUACAAAGUGGCAGUCGCAUUGUCUCUUUUUCUUGGAUGGUUGGGAGCAGAUCGAUUUUACCUUGGAUACCCUGCUUUGGGUUUGUUAAAGUUUUGCACUGUAGGGUUUUGUGGAAUUGGGAGCCUAAUUGAUUUCAUUCUUAUUUCAAUGCAGAUUGUUGGACCUUCAGAUGGAAGUAGUUACAUUAUAGAUUACUAUGGAACCAGACUUACAAGACUGAGUAUUACUAAUGAAACAUUUAGAAAAACGCAAUUAUAUCCAUAAAUAUUUUUUAAAAGAAACAGAUUUGAGCCUCCUUGAUUUUAAUAGAGAACUUCUAGUGUAUGGAUUUAAAGAUUUCUCUUUUUCAUUCAUAUACCAUUUUAUGAGUUCUGUAUAAUUUUUUGUGGUUUUUGUUUUGUUGAUUUAAAGUAUAUUAUUGUGAGAUUUAUUUAAUAGGACUUUCUUUGAAAGCUGUAUAAUAGUGUUUCUCGGGCUUCUGUCUCUAUGAGAGAUAGCUUAUUACUCUGAUACUCUUUAAUCUUUUACAAAGGCAAGUUGCCACUUGUCAUUUUUGUUUCUGAAAAAUAAAAGUGUAACUUAUUCACA
This is a messenger RNA of Gorilla gorilla gorilla (western lowland gorilla), 1363 nucleotides long. RefSeq names its product TM2 domain containing 1 (gene TM2D1). The record is from RefSeq and is a predicted model, not a curated record. Gene Ontology annotation, molecular function: G protein-coupled receptor activity; amyloid-beta binding. The transcript is spliced from 7 exons. Gene Ontology annotation, biological process: apoptotic signaling pathway. NCBI's taxonomy places the organism in Eukaryota, Metazoa, Chordata, Mammalia, Primates, Hominidae. Bases 407 to 1039 code for a protein of 210 amino acids.